GGUCAGUCCGUCCUCUCUCAGUCGUGUGUUUUUAGAGCAAAAAAUGCUUUCUUCAGAGUCCCCUUAUUCUUUCCUCCUUCUCUCCUUCAAACCCCCUUAAAACUCCUCAAUUUCCUCCUCAAAAUUACUCUGUAAUUCGGCAUUAUAUUCCUCUCUCUCUCUCUCUCUCUCUCUCUCUCUCUCAACUUUCUCUAAAUUUAGCUCAACUUCCUUCAUUGAUUCUGCUAUUUUUUUUUCCAUAGAUUUGAUCAUUCCACCAUGAAUCUCGUGACAAAAUCUUUCUGGGUUUUGCUAUCCUCUGUUCUUCAUUUCUACACACUCUGUUUUUCGUACCCAACUCCAUUGAACUGUACAGACACAACUCGUCUAUGCACAUCGUUCUUGGCCUUCAAACCAAAUUCAAACGAAACCCUUUCGGUGAUUCAGAGCAUGUUCGAUGUGUUACCCGAAGACGUAACAGUCGAAGGCAAUGGCAGAGACUACGUGUUCAUCCGAAAGAACUGUUCUUGUGCUUCGACUACCUACAAAUACUUGACUAACACUACAUACACUGUGAGGGAAAAUGGUGGAUCUGUACACGAAAUGGUGAUUGAGGCCUAUGAUGGGUUGGCCUUGUUGCCCAAUUUCAGUCGCGCCGCUCGAGCAGGUGCCGUGGUGUCGUUGGAGUUGUUUUGUGGGUGUUCGAGUGGGUUGUGGAAUUACUUGAUGAGUUAUGUGAUGACUGAUGGGGAUAGUAUUCAAUCAUUGGCGAGUAGGUUUGGGGUUAGUAUGGAUAGUAUCGAAACUGUCAAUGGGAUUGACAAUCCUGAUAAUGCUACUGUUGGUGCACUGUACUAUAUACCUCUAAAUUCAGUUCCUGGCGAGCCAUAUCCUAUAGAGAAUGACAUCCCUCUUGCUCCUGUUCCAGCUCCAUCUGUGGACAGUGUUGUUGCAGAAAAUCAGGCAAACGGGGAUCAUAAGACACACGUGCCAUAUGGGUGGAUCAUAGGGAGUUUGGGGGUUGGUCUGUCUCUGAUCAUUCUAGUUGUAUUUAUUUUUGUUUCCUUGAGGUCGUCAAGCUGCUUUGAUAAAUCCCGUGGAAGUCAUGCAAAAGACCUUAAUGAGAAAAUUUCUCACAAGUUUCAUAUCCUUCGAAACACAAGUUUCUGUUGUGCUUCUGGGAGGUAUAUCUGUGGCAAAUCUGGAGAUUGGAAGCAAAGUAAUGGGGAAUCUAGUGAUCGCCAGAUAAACAUUCCAAAAGCUAUAGAUUCUGAUGUUUUUGAUGUGGAGAAGCCUGUGGUUUUCACAUACGAAGAAAUUCUGUCUUCAACUGAUGGUUUCUCUGAUGCAAAUCUUCUUGGUCAUGGAACAUAUGGCUCUGUGUAUUAUGGCCUCCUCCGUGACCAGGAAGUUGUGAUCAAAAGAAUGACUGCUACGAAAACUAAAGAAUUUAUGUUGGAAAUGAAAGUUCUUUGCAAGGUUCAUCAUUCAAAUUUGGUAGAAUUGAUUGGUUAUGCAGCAAGCGAGGAUGAGCUUUUCCUUAUUUAUGAAUAUGCACAAAAGGGUUCACUUAGAAGCCACUUGCAUGAUCCUCAGAGCAAGGGUCAUACAUCACUUUCUUGGAUCAUGAGGGUUCAGAUUGCACUUGAUACUGCUAGAGGUCUGGAGUACAUUCAUGAGCAUACUAAACCUCAUUAUGUGCAUCGAGAUAUCAAGACAAGCAACAUCUUACUGGAUAGUGCUUUUCGAGCAAAGAUUUCAGAUUUUGGGCUGGCAAAACUUGUUGGAAUAACUAAUGAGGGAGAAGCUUCAACUACAAGAAUUGUUGGAACUUUUGGUUAUCUGGCUCCUGAAUACUUGCGGGAUGGCCUAGCCACGAAGAAAAGUGAUGUCUAUGCAUUUGGUGUUGUUCUUUUUGAGAUGAUAUCAGGAAAGGAGGCCAUCACACGAACAGAAGGCAGUAUGAUGAAGAACCCUGAUAGACGUUCAUUGGUAUCCAUUAUGCUAGCAGCUCUUAGGUGCUCACCUGACUCCACGAGUAUGUCAAGCAUGAAAGAUCACAUUGAUCCUAAUUUGAUGGAUUUGUAUCCCCACGACUGUCUUUCCAAGAUGGCAGUAUUGGCGAAGCAAUGUGUGGAUGAAGACCCCAUUUUGCGCCCAGAUAUGAAGCAAGUUGUGAUUUCAUUGUCACAGAUCCUCUUGUCCUCUAUUGAGUGGGAAGCAACUCUUGCCGGGAACAGCCAAGUAUUCAGUGGGCUUGUUCAAGGAAGAUAGGUAUCGGAAUGCUAUUUUAGACAUUCUCUUGUUCUUCCUCGACACCAUCAAUGUCUCUCACGCACUCUUAUAGUUGUGUGCAUAGUAGCAUAGAGGUUCAACUGUAAUUGUCAAUAUUGUGAUAUUCAUGCAUCAUGUGAAUUGUCUUUAUAUUUUUCUUUUCUUUUUUUUUUAAUUUUUUUUUUCUUUUAAUUUUUUUUAUGAUGUAUUAUUUUUGAAGUUGUUUUGCGAGAAUUUUUUUUGAUGCAAUGAUGGAGCUGGCCGGAGCUUAUGAGUA
Molecule: messenger RNA, 2530 nt
Organism: Camellia sinensis
Lineage: Eukaryota; Viridiplantae; Streptophyta; Magnoliopsida; Ericales; Theaceae
Product: lysM domain receptor-like kinase 3
Biological process (GO): protein phosphorylation; innate immune response
Molecular function (GO): ATP binding; transmembrane receptor protein kinase activity
Source: RefSeq, a predicted model, not a curated record